Molecule: messenger RNA, 1797 nt
Organism: Colletotrichum higginsianum IMI 349063
Lineage: Eukaryota; Fungi; Ascomycota; Sordariomycetes; Glomerellales; Glomerellaceae
Product: Choline dehydrogenase
Exons: 8
Coding region: 1-1797 (598 amino acids)
Biological process (GO): secondary metabolite biosynthetic process
Molecular function (GO): flavin adenine dinucleotide binding; oxidoreductase activity, acting on CH-OH group of donors
Source: RefSeq, a predicted model, not a curated record
AUGCGUGUGAGGAUGAAGGCGUCAAGACAUGUCAUCUUCGCCGCCGCCUCGGUGGUCUCGGCGGAGCUCCAUGGCAGGCAAACUGGGACAAUCGGAGAUUCCUACGACUAUGUCAUUGUCGGCGGCGGCACUGCCGGAUUGACGCUUGCCUCCAGACUGUCGAGCGACCCAUCAACUUCUGGCUUCGCGCCGGGAACCCGGUACGACUGGAACCUGACUUCCGUCGCGCAGGAGUCGCUGCAAGGGCAAGUCGUCAAUCUCACACAGGGCCACGCCGUCGGCGGGAGCAGCACGGUCAAUGCCAUGAUAUUCGACCGCGGCAUGCCCUCGAACUACGAUGCGUGGGCCGCGCUGGGAAACGACGGCUGGGACUUUGGGAGUCUUCUGCCCUAUUUCAAAAAGAGCGAGAGGUUUACUCCAGCAUCGCCAGAAAACACAGCUCUGUUUGAUAUGACAUAUGAUCCGGACUGUCACGGUUUCGAGGGGCCGGUUCAGUCAAGCUACUUGGCUUGGUCGCAUCCAAAUAACAGUCUGCCCUACCCAGACCUUUCAAACUUUCUAAAUGCUAUGGAGGGCCUGGGCAUCAGCACCCCGGAUGAUCAGGGCUGCAAUCCGCUCGGCGCAUACCUCACAACCCACUCCAUCGAUCCACGCAACCAGUCCAGGUCAAGUGCAAGGACUGCUCACUACGAUUCUAUCUUGGGAAGAGCCAACUUGCACAUAGCUACGGGCCAACAGGCAACAAAGGUGUUGUUUGACACGAGCGGCGAAAAACCAAGAGCACAAGGGGUUGAGUUCUCAGCCGGUCCAGACUCCGUCGUACAAAGGGUGACAGCAGGCAAAGAAGUAAUCGUAUCCACGGGCGCCCUAAACACCCCGAAGCUCUUGCAACUGUCUGGUAUCGGCCCUGCGACGGUGAUAUCCCAGUUUGGGAUUGCGUCCAUCGUCGACCUACCCGGAGUCGGGGCCAAUCUCCAGGAUCACCCAUUUGGGCUCACGCUCGCCUCUCUGAGCGACGGAGUCCCCGGGAACUACGAACUGGACAAUGCAACUUUUGAUGCCGAACAGCGGGAUCUGUACUACUCCGAACGCAGAGGGCGCUGGACGGAUACCAUUGCCGAGGCUCUUGCUUUCAUCCCCCUUUUCAACUUUACUACCUUGGAGGCGGCCAACCGUCUCCUCUCUGCUAUUGACGGUACCUCGUUUCUCCCUCCAGGCACUGAUGAGACCGUAGUCGCUGGCUACGAGAAACAACUGGAGCAACUGCACAGGAUGCACCAGAGUAGGUCCACGGCCGGGAUGGAGCUCCUCUACGUUGACGGCGGCCGCUCGGUGGUGAACAUUUUGAUGCAUCCGUUGAGCAGAGGAACGGUACUCAUCAACUCAUCCGACCCCUUCCUACCGCCGCUGAUUGACCCGCGUUACUUCUCUCACCCCUACGACGGCCAAGUCCUGGUGGAGUCGCUGCGAUUCAACCGGGAACUCUUGGCCACAGCGCCUAUACAGGCGCUGGGGGCCGUGGAAACGCUUCCUGGGGCCGCAACGCAGAGCGACGAGGAGAUCCUGACUUUCAUCAAAGGAGUCACGUCGACGGAGUUUCAUUAUUCGGGGACCUGCGCCAUGCUGCCGAGGGCUCUCGGGGGCGUCGUCGGCUCCGAUCUCAAGGUCUACGGAGUUGACGGGUUGAGGGUCGUGGAUGCGAGUAUCAUGCCUCUCGUACCAUCGGCGCACACGCAGGCGACGGUGUAUGCCAUUGCUGAGAAGGCGGCGGACAUGAUUCUAGGACAACGAACGUGA